AUGGCAACCUACGGCGACCCCCCACCACCCCCUCUCCCCUCCACAUCCGCCUCCAAAUCCCGCAAGAAAGCGCCCCAGGCCGUGCUCUCCGACUUCUGGGCCUCCUUCCACUCAAAACACCAGGGCAAGGUGACCUCCAUCUUCCCCCGCGUCCUCUACGCCUCCCUCCUGCCCACCGACCCGUCCCCGCGCGACGGCGCCUCCUCCUCCCUCAACGCCGCCCGCUCCUACGAGGCCGCCGCCGCCGACUGCCGCGCCAAAGUCAAGCGCAUCGUCCGUGAGUGCGAGCGCACAAACGAGAAGUUCACCGACCCAGACUUCGACAUCGAGCACGACCCGGAGUCCAACUGCCUCAACGGCCUCGUCCGCGACGGCGACGGCGGCAUCGGCGAUGCCUCCGGUGCCGUCGGCGUCAGCGCCUGGGACGUUAAGAACUCCCUCGACACCCUGACCGCCGCGCAGGUCCUCGGCCCGAACUCCACCAUCCCCAUCGACCCCGCCGCCGUGUCCCGCUUCCUGGGCGGCGCCGGCGACAUGUGGAGCCCGUUCGGCAACAUCUCCACCUCCAACCCCAACUCCGGCGCCGCCAAACAAUCUGCCCAGAACCCUCGCACCCGCGGCAUCAGCAGCUCGCGCGGCGUCAAGGGCUCGGAGUGGUACAACCCAGGCUCCAUCCACCGCGUCGACUGGAUCUUCGAGUCGCCGCAGUUCACCGUCAACGGCUACUCCUCCUCGGACAUCAAGCAGGGCGCCAACGGCGACUGCUGGUGGCUCGCGGCCGUCGCGACCAUCGCGCACCGCCGCGACCUCAUGACGCGCGUCUGCGUCGCCCGCGACGAGGAGUGCGGCGUCUACGGCUUCGUCUUCCAGCGCGACGGCGAGUGGGUCUCCGCUGUCGUCGACGACAACCUCUACCUCAAGGACAACGACUUCGACUACUAUUCGGACGUCUACGACGCCUCGGGCAAGAAGGCCCGCCUCCACCGCAAGCGCAACCAGACCGGCAGCGACGCGCUGUACUUCGCGCGUUGCGAGGACCAGAACGAGACCUGGCUGCCGCUGCUCGAGAAGGCGUACGCCAAGGUCCACGGCGACUACGAGGCCAUCUCGGGCGGCUGGCCCGGCGAGGCCGUCGAGGACAUGACGGGCGGCGUCACCUCCACCAUCGCGACGAACCGCGUCCUGCGCAAGGACAAGCUGUGGCGCGAGCUCGUCAAUGCCGACGGCGAGUUCGUCUUCGCCCUCGCGGCCAUGGGCACCGGCUGGGACUGGCAGAAGUCUGGCCUCGCGCUCGGCCACGCCUACUCCAUCCUCCAAUCGCGCGAGGAGGUCGACGAGGACGGGAAGCGGGUGCGCCUCGUGCAGAUCCGCAACCCGUGGGGCGAGCGCUCCGAGUCCGGGCUCGGCGAGUGGAACGGCCCCUGGUCCGACGGCAGCAAGGAGUGGACGCCGUACUGGCUCAAGAAGAUGGACCACAAGUUCGGCGACGACGGGCUCUUCUGGAUGGCGUACGAGGACAUGCUCUCCACCUUCAUGUACAUCCACCGCACGCGGCUCUUCGACGAGAAGUGGACCGUCGUGCAGCAGUGGACAUCCGCCAACGUGUCGUGGGUCACGGGCUUCCUGCAGACAAAGUUCGUCGUCGAGGUGAAGAAGGCCGGCACCGCCGUCAUCGUGCUCACGCAGCUCGACGACCGCUACUUCAAGGGCUUCGAGGGGCAGUACUACUUCGAGCUGCACUUCGUCCUGCAAAAGACGGACGGCAGCAACACCUCUUCAGAGCCCGAGCAGAUCUGCCGCGUGCGCCCCGUGCACAAGUGGGAGAACCGCUCCGUCAGCUGCGAAGUCACCCUCGACCCGGGCACCUACGAGGUCCUCCCCAAAGUGACCGCGACGCGGCACAACGCGGCGCGCACGGUGGAGGACAUCGUCAAGGACUACGCGGAGAGCAACCCGCAGAAGCUGCGGCAGGUGGGGCUACAGUACGACAUCGCGCACGCCAAGGGCGGCGUCGUCGACGAGGACGAGAUCCUCGAGAAGAAGAAGGCCGAGGCCAAGAAGAAGAAGGAGGACAAGAAGGCCAAGCGGAAGAGGAAGCAGAAGAAGGCGUUGGUGGUCGCGGCCAAGGCCCUCGAGGAGAGCGCCAAGGUCGUCUCGGAGCUUGCCGAGGGCGGCGACAAGAAGGACGACAAGAAGAAGGAGACGGCCGCGACGGCCAAGAAGGAGGAGGGCAAGGAGAAGGAGAAGGACGGAGACUGGACCGAGGUCAAGGACUCUGACAAGGAAUCCACCGGCAGCACGGGGCUCAAGUCGCCGCCGCCGGAGGACAAGCCCGCGACGUCGCCAUCGACUGCUGGCGCUAAACCCGGCGAUGCGCCUGCCCCCGAGCCAAAGAAAGAUGAGGACAAGCAGGAGGAAGAAAAGAAGGAGGAGAAGAAGGAGGAGGCUUCUGAGGAGGCCAAGCCAAGUGAGACCGAGGAGAAGACUGAAGAUGCCGAGGUGCAGACAGAGGAUGCCCCCGUUGAGGCUGUCGAGGAGGAGGAAGAAUCCGAUUCCGACUCCGAGACCGAGUCUGUCGUCGACGACGGCGAAGAGCCUGUGAACCCCCCUUGGAACGCCGUAUGCGUUCUUGGUCUUCGCGUCUAUGCUGAGGACCCGGAGGUGGCCAUCAAGCUCGUCAAGCCGGCCGAUGAUGAGGAGGCUUCUGCGUUGACUACUGAAGGUGAGCCCGCUGGUGCUACCGCGUAG
Molecule: messenger RNA, 2748 nt
Organism: Colletotrichum chrysophilum
Lineage: Eukaryota; Fungi; Ascomycota; Sordariomycetes; Glomerellales; Glomerellaceae
Exons: 1
Coding region: 1-2748 (915 amino acids)
Biological process (GO): proteolysis
Cellular component (GO): cytoplasm
Molecular function (GO): calcium-dependent cysteine-type endopeptidase activity
Source: RefSeq, a predicted model, not a curated record